Molecule: messenger RNA, 5634 nt
Organism: Mizuhopecten yessoensis (Yesso scallop)
Lineage: Eukaryota; Metazoa; Mollusca; Bivalvia; Pectinida; Pectinidae
Product: cilia- and flagella-associated protein 74-like
Exons: 44
Coding region: 111-5231 (1706 amino acids)
Source: RefSeq, a predicted model, not a curated record
GUUGCUACAGGCAUGGCGGAUUGUAUACAAAUGGAGUCCUAACGUAUUACCAUACUCACUACCCGAAAACCAUCAAACAUUAGUAACAUCUGAACAACAGAAGUAGUAAGAUGGAGGAGCAGACGUAUGGUGAGAUGUACGGGGGAGAAGAGUACGUGGGAGUGAUGGCAGGGGACGACUUCGACGAUAAUGGUAUAAUAGACUGUGACGACGGUGACGAUGACGAUGGUAUGCUGGACCUGGGAUCAGAGGAAGAGGAAUCGGUAAUCGAAGAGCCAACUGUGUCUGUGCCGGAGGUGGACACCAUAUCUAAACAGGAACAGUUACGUAUGAUCCACCUGAGGAGUCACCUCAACCAGCUCACGGAAACCGUGAAGCACCACCGAUAUCUUACAGAGAAAACCAGGGAGGAGCAGAAACAGUGUCGUAAUAAAAUUGAGACACUUGAGGCGGAGAGAGACCAGGUCUUCAAUGAGAUACAGGGUGCCGAGUCUGACAACAACACCUCGGCCCUGUAUCGCCUGAGGUCUCAACAUGAGAGGAUAUGUACUGAGAUAGAAAAUGAACAGAAGCUGGAGACCCUGAUAUCAGAGCGUCUGGAGAAAGAGGAGUAUGAGCUAGCUAAGGUUGACGUGGAAAGAGGCAAGUUUUUGCUCCGUGAGGAUGAACUCAUUAAACGUGAACAACAGCUGGCCACAGAGAAGACUGAUAUGGCGCUGGCUCGUCUUCGCAAGGAAGAAAUGAAAGCUAGGAAAGGGGAGGAGAUUCUCCGCAAGCGGGAAAGGAACUACGUGGAAGCAGUAACGGCGCAGCAAAAACAACAGCAGCAUUGUCUGGAAAACGCCCAGAAAAGUCAUGAAAAACACAGAAAAUACCUGAAUGAUACUGUGGCUAAACAUAAAGUGCGUCAAGAGGAAGAGAACAUUCGUUAUAAGGAAAACAUGCAGAAAAAAAUGGACAUGUUGCUGAAAUUGAAAGGAGACAUAACAGCAAACAGGGAGAACCUGAAGGCCCUCCACGCCAGAGACAAAGCCCUGGAGAAAGAGGACAAACAGAAGGAGGAGUUGGAGAGACGACGGAUCCUGUCCGAAGGGGGAAACCCGGACGAGGUCCUGCUCAUCCGUAAACGCCUCCAGGACUUUGACCGAGCUAAAACAGAUUUUCAUGUAGAACAGAAAUCCAAGCAGUCUGCUAUCAUGGAUAAGAUCUUAGUGGAGGAAGAUCGUAUGAGGAAGAGAAAGAAACAGCUUCCCAAUCUAUGGGUCGACCCAAAGAAGGAGAAGGAAAAGGUUGUGGGUCCCGUGAAGAAGAAGCCACUGAGGGUGUUUAAGGAGAUGGAUGGAACCUCGCUGUUUGAUGAGACAGAAGUGGCGGGUGUGAGAUUUGACAUGGCUGACAUCGAGAAGAUGGCGGAGGACGCUGCUGACCAGGAGGUGGACGCUCUGACUAAGGACUCGGAGAUCGAGAAGCCGACCCCACUUCCAGAUUCUAGUGACUCCAGUGAUGCUGAGAGUGAUGAGGAACAAAAGUUUGAUUUAGCUGAACCAGAGUUUGAGGGUCUUUGGGAUCAACACAAGCCUUACAAGGUUCCUAAGGACUCUGAGUCAACACUCAAGUUACCAGGGGCAACCAAGAUGGACAGGGAGAUAAUGACCAAAGUGCUAGACAAACACCGGUCUGGUAUCAUCCUAAAGCAGGUGGCUGCAGGACGCGAGUUCCAGGGCUGUCCCUUCUAUAGCAAGCCAGAUGACAUCCACUUUAAGGACUUUGUUGUCGGACACACAUACAAGAAGAAGGUCACUCUGACUAACGUGUCAUAUACUGUCAACUACUGUAGAUACAUCAACAUCACAGAGCGCCUCAAGGACUUCAUAGAGAUUGUGUUUGACCCUCCAGGCCAGAUGUCCGCUGGUCUCACAUGUGAGAUGCUGGUUACCUUCAAACCUAUGAUAAAUGAGGAUCUCGUGGGUGAGGUGAACUUCCUCUCACAGACCGGCCCCUUCUCCAUCCCACUACACUGUAGCACCAAGAAAUGUGAUUUGUCAGUGGACACCAGCGUGAUCGAGUUUGGGACCACGGUCAUUGGCGAGACUUUAAAGCGUACAUUCACACUGACAAACAAAGGUGCCCUAGGGACAAAGUUUGAGUUCUUCAAGGUCACAGGGUCAAAGCAGAGGUCAGAGAGUGCAGCAGAAACAUCUCUGGGAAGGCUGACGACAGCUGACACUACCCAGGCUAAUAGUCCGGACUCUGCCUCUGUGAUGGUCAAGAAAGAUACCAAGGAACAGCCACCUGCCAAAAAGCCCUUAGAUGAUCUGGACAAAGCCAGCCAAGAUGUGGGAGGUGGAUCAGAGGAAGGACACCAGGUGGAGGGCCUGAGUGCUGUAGAGGGGGAACAGCCUGCUGAGGGCGAGGAGAAUGUGAUUGCUGAGUCCCCGGAGCUGGUGGUCAGUGUAAUGGAAGACUAUGGGGCCCUAGAUGGAAUGAAGAUUGGUCAGUUGGCUGUAGGAGAACUCGAGCCAUUCUCCUCCGUCAAACUGGAGAUCAUCUGGCAGCCAACAAUACCAGGAAGGGUCGACUCCGAGUUCCUCAUCAGCUUCUCAGAUCCUCUCUCAGAAAGUAUCUCAGUGCAGGCUCUAGCCAAUGCUAUUGAUGUACCUGUGUGGGUGGAGAGGCAGACCAUUGACCUACGUAUCUGUAUGUAUGACCGCCUCUACCAGGACACCGUCAUCGUCAACAACAGAGCAACAACAGCUUUACGUUUAAAGUUUGAAGUUUGUAAGGAGUUGAGGAAUCAUCUGGAACUACUCCCUAAAACAGGCUACAUACAGGCACAGUCUCAGUUCUCAGCUCAGCUUAAGUUCCUGCCCAGAAAAAGUCUGUUUGAAGAGGCUGGCAAGUACUUUGACAAAGAGACAGGUGUACUGGAAGCUCCAAUGACCAUAAGAGUAGCAGAUCAGACUGCCCCUGUACCUUUCACUGUACAAGCUGUGGUGACGACCUCUGACAUGGAGUUUGACACGACCAGUAUUGAUUUUGGAUGCUGUACCAUUUAUGAGUCGGUGAAGACAACCAUUAAACUCACAAACAAAUCAAUCCUUCCCCAGGAGUAUGGAUUUGUGGGACUCCCCGACUAUUUGGAGGUACAGCCAGAUGAUGGGUUUGGAACACUGCUGCCUUUGGAGACCAUAGACCUGGAGGUCAUAUUUAGUCCAAAGAAAGCGCGGGAUUAUAAAUUUGAGUUGAAUUGCAAGUCACUGAUUAACAGGGAGUUUAAGAUUCAGUGUAAGGGUGUUGGGGUACACCCUCCCUUAGAGCUCAGCCACCAGGUCGUGCACUUCGCUGCUACAGCUCUCUAUGACGUAUCUUCAGCUUCAAUGCAUGUGAUCAACUCACACAUCAGUACAAACGAGUUUACUCAUCCCGUGCCCAGAAUUGGGAAAGGUGAUAUUGCCCCUGUGGGCCCCACAUCAUUUGAAUUUGUAGUCCCUGAAGGAGCCCCACUCACUAUUUCACCCUCUGUUGGAACCAUUGAGCCAGGAAAGAAAUGCCGUGUUCAAGUCCGCUUCACGCCGACACUGCCUGAGAAUAGCAUUAAGAAGGAAGCCGUACGAAUGGGCACCAAGAUGUUGGAGUUGAAGGCUGAGCGAGAUUAUCAGGAACAAAUGAGGAAGGAGAAGGAAGAACAGGAACAGGCCCAGGCUGGUUCUAAGAAUGCCAAGCCCGGGGCCAAGGAUAAAGGUGGAGCUAAGGGAGCAGCCAAGGGCAAGGCGUCACCUGUCGCUCCUACCCUGACGGUCGCAGGACCUCGCCCGGUCACUCCACCAACACUAGAGUCAAUCACUCGGGCGUCUCCUUCCUACACAGCCGCUCAGGGUUCACUGUUGAGACAAUUCCGCGGAAAUUUCCGGUCGUACACUAUACCCUGCUAUGUAGCCUCUGGAGAGUGCUCCAACCCGGGAGAGCUUCCUUACAGUGUUCACAACACACUGUACCUAGAAGUUCAUUGCCCGACUGUGAAACCCACCCUGGUGGUAAUAUCUGACAACGGCAACACAUGUCUGGACUUCGGGGAGGUGUCCCUCGGCCAGAACAUCACCAAAACUAUCACCAUACAGAACAUCUCCAACAAACACGUGGAGCUGCGUUCAUCCAUUCUGGAUACAUCAGGGCCGUUCCUCAUGUUAAACGCUCUAAGGUUGUUGCCACCAGAAGGCACACACACCCUGCUGAUGUCAUUCACGCCGACGGCUGGCCGGGUGUUCCAAGAGGUGUUUGACAUCUAUACUGGAUUGUCUGUGCUGCAUGUGACGCUGGCUGGUAAGGGAGUUAACCCUAUUGUAGACCUGAGUAUGCCUAUGGAGGACGGAGUAUUUAAUAUGGGGGCAGUUCUUGUGUCUGAGUAUGUGGAAAAAACAUUUAAGAUGCAGAACUCCUCAUCGCUGUCCAUAGACUAUUGUAUGAAGCUGGAGAGUCUUUCACUUCUACGCCAUACCAAGGGACAGGAGCUGCCGGAAUUUGUCAAACGUGACAAGAAAUCGAAAUCACAAGUUGGAACUCAGAACAACAGCGGUCAAAACGUAUUUGAUCUGGUGCCAUCGGAGGGAACUUUACCACCAGGGGGCACUACAGAGGUCACUGUGACCUUUGCCCCUGACCAUGCUAGUGACCACUACUCGGAUGGCAUUAAGAUUGAACUCUUUGGAAAAGAAGAGUCCCACAGUUUUAAGAUUGUUGGAAUGGCCAAACCCAGGAUCAUGUUUGUCCAAGGUGCAGACAAUAGGUUCCCGAAUGUUGAAUCCCUAGCCGAUGUGCUUUCAGAGGGAACGGAUGAAGAAGAGGGUCGCCUAGGUUUGGAACCAGUGCUGCUCACACUACAGAGCAUUGCCAAGGAGAACGAGUUUGUGCCAGGGUCCCGCGACUUACAGAUUGGCUGUGUUCGGACAAUGGCGGUCAGUCAAAAAAAGGAUGGCAGAAAGGAUGUACGAGGAUCCAAGAACGGAGAAUUCCAAUUUGAUAACGUGCAACCCAUUGUCGCCAAAGGUUUUGGUAUAGAACCACAGAAGGGUAUGGUGGAAGCUGGUAUAUUGAAACCCGUCACCAUCACAUGGACACCGCCUCCUGGACAUGAUCCCAACCAGAUUGUUGAGGGAACUGUGACUUUAUCUUUGAAGGGAGAUGUUACGGAACAACUGAAAAUUAUGCUUCGGGCAAUGGUUGUUUCCGACUAAAGACUUCCUCGACAACUUGAUUUCACUGUUUAUUUAUACGUUAUACCUGUCUGUGAUAACUUGAAUUAUUUGAACUUUGUUUCCGUUAUUGUUAUGUUGGCACUUUAAAACUUCGAAAAAUAAUCUCACUUUCAUCAAAAGUGAUUGUUCUACACCACCGCAUUAAAUGAUUUGUUCGGAAAAACUUUUCCAAGAAGGUGAUGACUACAAGAUAAUUGCAUUGAGUGUCCCCUACCAGGGGCAGUAACACUGGGUGUCCCCUACCAGGGGCAGUAACACAGGGUGUUUUCAGAAUACAUCUUUUGUUUGUUGAAACGUGAUACGUCUGUCUUAGCAGCGUAAGUUAUUUGAAAUCCUUGCACAACAAUCAGUUUUAUAACUUAUUACUGAUACGUGGUAUGUU